UCAGAAGCAUGACAAUACCAACGUACAGGGCGUUGUUGCUCUUCUCCAUUCUCUUGCAAAUAAUUAUCGCAUUAAUUUCUACCAUACCCGUCAACAUAUAUGCACAUAAGUAGCUAUACAUUCUAUACAUUGUAUAUAACAAAUAUAUUUUUUAACAAACGUUCAAUUUAUUCUUUUCUGACAUUGACAUAUGCCGACCACGGUAUAAAUGUACUUGACUGCUGAUAAAUUAUUAACAAGUGUAUAAGUACGUGGUCUAUCUACUUUUUUUUAUAUUUUUAUUUGAAUUCGAUAGUUUUAGUCCUUGGAUUAUGUCUAAGUACACAAUCCGGGUAACAGUCAUUAGUUCAUUCCGACCACGUAAAAAAUAAGAUUACGAGGAUGGCGUGAGUAGAAUGAUAAGGUGUUUAUGUGAAUAUGUUGGAUAAGCGGCGGCUUCAUGGCCACGUGUCGCCGCCAGGUUACUUGCUGUUUGUGAUUGCCCUAUUUUUAAUGGGAUUUCUAUCAUUUUGGAUGCUAAUUAUCGGGUGUCCAGAGUCAUCGCUGCUAACUACCGAAGUAACUGUUCCCGGAUAUAUUCUACUUGUUCCUGACAACGUCUCAACGAUUCCUGUACCAUAUUCAUUGAACGAUCUGCCGUCCAGCGAUGAAUCGACGCUGAUUGAUAUUAAAAAUUUUAAAUUCACCAUCAAUCAUGAUCCCUGCAACAAAACGCAGCCGCUGCUGCUGAUGCUGAUACACUCGGCCCCUGGUAAUUUUGCUAAACGCAAUGUCGUGCGUGACACUUGGGGCAAGCAGACGCCAGAAAUGGUCGUGCUGUUCCUUGUCGGAGCUACCCUCGACUUUCAGGCUGAUUUGAACAAAGAGAAUAAUAAGUACCAAGAUAUUAUUCAAGGAAAUUUUAUUGAUGCAUACAGAAAUAUGACUUACAAACACGUCAUGGCUUUGAAGUGGGCUACGUAUCAUUGUCCAAGUGCUAAAUAUAUAUUAAAAUUGGACGACGACGUUUUCGUGCACACUCCAGCAAUGAUAGACUUCUUGAAACACGGUCUUUCGCCAUGGGGUGCUCGGCGAUUAAUUCUGUGUGACCCGCUUUCAACGGGGGCUGUGAAAAGGUCAUGGCGUUCUAAAUGGCGAGUAUCGCCUCAAGAAUAUCCUGGCAGAAGUUAUCCAGCUUAUUGUGCAGGUUGGGCUAUUUUAUAUUCACCAGAUAGUGUAUUUCUACUGUAUAAAGAAGCUCAAAGAGAACCAUAUUUUUGGAUCGACGAUGUCCACAUUACGGGAACAGUCGCUAGAAAAGUUAAUUUAACUCACAGCUCAUUACAUUCAUUAGUAUUAAAAAAUGAAGAUAUGGAGGAGUUGUUAACUAAUCCGAAUGUACAUCGUGAAUUUUUAUUUGGGCCGCCUAAUUUGGCUGAAAAUCAUAUUAAGGCUUUACAUUAUUUGAGCCAAGCUAAUAAAGUUUGGCAAUAAUAAAAAUUCACUAUUUAUUAAUACGCUUAUUGCUAAAAUAUUCUAAAGGAAUUAUAAAAGUCAUUUUUACAAAAAUCUUGAGUGUAUACGAGAAGUAAAUUUAAAAAUUAUUUUAUUUUUAGAGCGAUUAAGGUUGAGGGUAUUUUUAAAAUUAAA
Cotesia glomerata is the source of this 1629-nucleotide messenger RNA. Its product is annotated as beta-1,3-galactosyltransferase 5-like. Gene Ontology annotation, cellular component: membrane. Bases 418 to 1473 code for a protein of 351 amino acids. The record is from RefSeq and is a predicted model, not a curated record. Gene Ontology annotation, molecular function: hexosyltransferase activity. The transcript is spliced from 3 exons. Lineage: Eukaryota; Metazoa; Arthropoda; Insecta; Hymenoptera; Braconidae.